CGGCCAUGUGCCGGGCCGGGAUACCCAUAACGCGGGCGCAGGCCUCCAUCUGCUGAGCCACCAACGGCUUGGUGGGCGCGAGGAACAGCACCUUGCCGGAGGGGAACCAGCGGUAGAAGUUGUACAUGACGACGGCGGCCACGAAGGUCUUACCCAGCCCGGUGGGCAGACAGACCAGCGUGUUCCCCAGCAAGGCGGCGCGGGCCAUGCGCACCUGGUAGCCGCGCUCCGGGUAGUUGGUGGGGUAGAUCCAAAUGGACCCCGCGGCCGCGCAGAAACCCGCCACGGGGCUCGGGUCCGCCUCCGCUGCCGCCGCCAACAGCAGGUCAUCGUCUGCUACUUCCUCCUCUUCCUUCUUGCUGUUCUUCUCCGGCGCCUUCCCGCCCCCAGCCCACCACGCCUGAGGUAAAGUGCACUGCCGCCCGCUGCUCAUCCUCCUUCAGGGCGCCGCCGCGCGGCGCGGCUCCCGCCUGCUCUGAGGUAACGCACACCGAGGUACAACACCCGCCAUCUUCUCAGCGCAGCCGCUUGAAAACCCCUCGAGAGCCACCAGAGGGACAAGAAGGCGGGAUAGAGGGCGGCGAACCCGGGGUUAAGGUUCCUCCCGCCCCGCCUCCCGUCCGUGCGGCCGCUCCCGCGGGGGUGACGGGAAGGUUGGGCGGUGCGUGAGGAGGAGGCGGUGGCGGGCGGGAAAAUGGCGGCGGCGACGGCGGGUCCGGCGCAGCCCUGGAGCGCUGAGGAGCUGCGGAGUGAGGCGCUGCCGAAGAAGGAUAUCAUCAAGUUCCUUCAGGAGCAUGCAGCCCAGGCGUUCCUGGCGGAGCACAAACUGCUGGGGCAGGUGAAGAACGUGGCGAAGACGGCGAAUAAGGAGCAGCUCAUCGCGGCCUACACGCAGCUUUUCCACACGCAGCGGUUCAAGGGCACGGACGGCGCGGAGAAGACGACGGAGAAGGCAAAGCCCACUAAGGCGGAGGAGGCCAAGGGGAAAGCAGUGAAGCCUGAAGAGGCCGUGGAAGAGGGGCCGCCAAAGUAUACAAAAUCAAUUUUAAAGAAGGGUGAUAAAACCAAUUUUCCAAAGAAAGGAGACACUGUUCACUGCUGGUAUACAGGAAAGCUACAGGAUGGAACAGUCUUCGAUACCAAUAUUCAAACAAGUUCAAAGAAGAAAAAAGCAGCUAAACCUUUAAGUUUCAAAGUUGGCGUAGGAAAAGUAAUCAGAGGUUGGGAUGAAGCUCUCUUAACAAUGAGUAAAGGAGAGAAGGCUCAGCUGGAAAUUGAACCCGAGUGGGCAUAUGGCAAGAAAGGCCAGCCUGAUGCCAAGAUUCCACCAAAUGCAAAACUUUUCUUUGAGGUGGAAUUGGUGGAUAUCGAAUGAAAUGAAGCAUUUCCUUUGCUGCUGGGAAUCUGUUUACGAUCAAGAAAGCUUCUGGCAAUGCUCUUGCAACUCCCCAAGCCAGUUACAGCUGUGGCCUUGUACUUGAAAUCAUGUUGGUUGUCCCUGCCCCAAUGCUGUACAGUAACAUACCACUAAAGAAAACAUAGUUUGUACAUGCA
Strigops habroptila (Kakapo) is the source of this 1554-nucleotide messenger RNA. It is a transcript of the gene FKBP3, whose product is annotated as FKBP prolyl isomerase 3. Lineage: Eukaryota; Metazoa; Chordata; Aves; Psittaciformes; Psittacidae. The transcript has 7 exons. Gene Ontology annotation, molecular function: peptidyl-prolyl cis-trans isomerase activity. The coding region runs from base 695 to 1375 and encodes 226 amino acids. The record is from RefSeq and is a predicted model, not a curated record.